CUCUCUCUCUCUCUGUGUAAGUUUUUCCCGGCGACACCUAUUGUUGUUUUAGAAAAUUAAUCUCCCAAGAUUGUAUCAGCUCUGCCCUUUUCAGCUAGUAAUGGCCAUAAGGCUGCAAUUUGAGAAUUCUUGUGAUAUUGGAGUUUAUUCCAAGCUUACCAAUGCAUUCUGCUUAGUUGGAAUUGGGGGUUCUCAAAACUUCUACAGUACAUUUGAGGAUGAGUUAGCACAUAUUCGAGGCUUUCAAGUGAUUCAAACAACUAUUAACGGAAGCUGGUCGGUUGGAAGACUUUGUGCUGGUAUUCAACAAUUUUUUAAACUAUAUUCUGGAACUCAAGGCCCUUUUUCCCUCUGAUUUUCCUGUGAGAAC
Molecule: messenger RNA, 370 nt
Organism: Solanum stenotomum
Lineage: Eukaryota; Viridiplantae; Streptophyta; Magnoliopsida; Solanales; Solanaceae
Product: eukaryotic translation initiation factor 6-2-like
Exons: 4
Coding region: 101-355 (84 amino acids)
Biological process (GO): ribosomal subunit export from nucleus; cytosolic ribosome assembly; maturation of LSU-rRNA
Cellular component (GO): nucleolus; preribosome, large subunit precursor; cytosol
Molecular function (GO): ribosomal large subunit binding
Source: RefSeq, a predicted model, not a curated record